CCUGGGGACCCUCUUGGUGGCAUCUAAUGGGGGUUUGGUCACCUGGGAACCUUCUCAGGUCCCACCUUGGUGGAGCUCAGGUGUCCUUGAGGCUCUUGGACCCCGUUCUUGAGGUCCUGGUGGUUUUGGAGCCCUUUUCAGGGAGCUGGGAACCCUCUUGGUGGCAUCUAAUGGGGGUUUGGUCAACUGAGGAUCUUCUCAGGUCCCACCUUGGUGGAGCUCAGGUGUCCUUGAGGCUCUUGGACCCCGUUCUUGAGGUCCUGGUGGUUUUGGACCCCUUCUCUGGGGUCUGGGAACUCUCUUGGUGGCAUCUAACGGGGGUUUGGUCACCUGGGAACCUUCUCAGGUCCCACCUUGGUGGAGCUCAGGUGUCCCUGAGGCUCCUGGACUCCUUUCCUGAGGUCCUGGUGGUUUUGGACCUCUUUUCUGGGGUCUGGAGGGAUCUGAGGGAGCUGGGGACCCUCUUGGUGGCAUCUAAUGGGGGUUUGGUCACCGGGGGACCUUCUCAGGUCCCAUCUUGGUGGAGCUCAGGUGUCCUUGAGGCUCUUGGACCCCGUUCUUGAGGUCCUGGUGGUUUUGGAGCCCUGUUUUGGGGACUGGAGGCAUCUGAGGGAUCUGGGAACCCUCUUGGUGGCAUCUAAUGGGGGUUUGGUCACCUGGGAACCUUCUCAGGUCCCACCUUGGUGGAGCUCAGGUGUCCUUGAGGCUCCUGGACUCCCUUCCUGAGGUCCUGGUGGUUUUGGAGCCCUGCUCUGGGGUCUGGGAACUCUCUUGGUGGCAUCUAACAGGGGUUUGGUCACCCAGGGACCUUCUCAGGUCCCAUCUUGGUGGAGCUCAGGUGUCCCUGGGGCUCCUGGACUCCUUUCCUGAGGUCCUGGUGGUUUUGGACGCUCUUGAGGAUUGGAGGCAUCCGAGGGGCUGGGAACCUUUUUGGUGGCAUCUAAUGGGGGUUUGGUCACCUGGGAACCUUCUCAGAUCCCACCUUGGUGGAGCUCAGGUGUCCUUGAGGCUCUUGGACCCCGUUCUUGAGGUCCUGGUGGUUUUGGAGCUCUUUUCUGGGGUCUGGGAACUCUCUUGGUGGCAUCUAACGGGGGUUUGGUCACCUGGGAACCUUCUCAGGUCCCACCUUGGUGGAGCUCAGGUGUCCCUGAGGCUCUUGGACCCAGUUCUUGAGGUCCUGGUGGUUUUGGACCUCUUCUCUGGGGGCUGGGAACCCUCUUGGUGGCAUCUAACGGGGGUUUGGUCACCUGGGAACCUUCUCAGGUCCCAUCUUGGUGGAGCUCAGGUGUCCCUGGAGCUCUUGGACCUCCUUCUUGAGGGUGGGAGGAACCUGUGGGAUCCUUGGACCCCUUUUUGUGGUCUGGAAGCUUCUGGGGGUCCAUGGUGGGCUGGAACCUCUCUUGGUGGCCACCAAACCAGGGUUUGGUCACUUGGGGACCUUCUCAAGUCCCGCCUUGGUGGGACUUUGCUGUCCCUGGAGCUCUUGAGUCCCAUUUUUGGGACAAGAAUGACUUGGGGUGUCCUUGGACCCCUUUUUUGGGGACAAGGAGAACUCCAGAACUUUGGGUGGGGUCCUGAAGGACCUCAUUGUCCCCAGGUCCCACCAGAACCUGACCAGGGUUGGUUUUUUGGGGUGGGGAGGGGUCAGGUUUGGGGUUGGAGAUGACCCCGAGUUUGGUGGGACCCCCCUGAAGCUCAAAUGUC
Molecule: messenger RNA, 1704 nt
Organism: Poecile atricapillus (Black-capped chickadee)
Lineage: Eukaryota; Metazoa; Chordata; Aves; Passeriformes; Paridae
Exons: 2
Coding region: 641-1666 (341 amino acids)
Source: RefSeq, a predicted model, not a curated record